This is a messenger RNA of Syzygium oleosum, 1202 nucleotides long. Its product is annotated as B3 domain-containing protein LOC_Os12g40080-like. The record is from RefSeq and is a predicted model, not a curated record. The transcript has 4 exons. Gene Ontology annotation, molecular function: DNA binding. The coding region runs from base 335 to 1012 and encodes 225 amino acids. NCBI's taxonomy places the organism in Eukaryota, Viridiplantae, Streptophyta, Magnoliopsida, Myrtales, Myrtaceae.
AUCAUUCUUAUUGUGGUUAAGUAGUUACAACUUCUGAGGUGAAGAGAAGCGAAUUUUUCGUUUGGUCAACUUAUCUAAAUCUUGAUUUCCAUGACGGUAUUUUCUUCCAUUCUGCACUAAAUAUGUUCAUGGUAAGUAAAUCAACUAAUGAAAAGUUCAAAUUGGUGUAACCUAAAUAUUUCAUUUUUUUUAAAGAACAGACAGGGGUGGACAGUCUAGAAGCAGAGCUAGCCAUUCUAAGCCGGUUUUUGGUGGUUCUUUGAGUCCGUGGCCUCUCUCUAGUUUUGAAUUGGCUAGCGAAUUUGACUCAGAGUAUCCUUUUUUCAAGGUGGUGAUGCGGUCAUCUUAUAUUAAGAAUGAAGUGUAUGUUCCUCGUAGGUUCAUCAUGCGGCACAUUCUGGAAAUCAAGGAAAUCGCGACUCUUAGGCAUUCAGACAGAUCGUGGCCAGUGAAGCUUAGGAGCUAUCCUCAUUCAGUCCAGGGGGCAGCGUUCUCUUCUGGUUGGUUAGCAUUUGUGAGAGGAACUCGCUUGCAUGUAGGAAAUGUCUGUGUGUUCGAGCUAAUUGAUAGGGAUGACGUUGUGUUCAGAGUCUACAUUUUCAGUAGUGCAGGCAGGUACAAACGGUCUGAAUGCAGAGUGAACCAUCUUGAGCCGGUAUUUCGUGAUCCUACUUCUUGGAGGCCUCUCGCUACUCCUGAAUUGGCCAGACAAUUUGAUUCGGAGCAUCCUUUCUUCAAACUGGUGAUACGGCAGGGUCAUUUGAGAAUACUGAGUGUUCCUGAUCGAUUCAUCAGGCAACAUAUUCAAGAAAACAAGGGAACGGCAACUCUUAGGUAUUCAGACAGAUUGUGGCCGGUGAAGUUCUUAAGAUGUAAGAAUGGAAAGGGAGCAUUGUUCUCUGCUGGUUGGAUUGCAUUUGCAAGAGAAUCUCAUUUGUGUGUGGGAAAUGUCUGCGCGUUUGAGCUCAUUGAUAGGGAAGAUAAUGUGUUCAAAGUCUCCAUCUUCAGAUAAUGCUGUUCGCAACAUCGAUAUAAAUCCAGGACGCCUAAUUAUACCUCCUUCAUCCAGCAAUGGCGAAUCGAUGAAAAGGAGACUCCUUUUUUGUUCGUGUUUUCUUGCUUUUUGGUGGUAGUUUGGGUUCUAUAGUUCCAUAUUUUGGGAAGAAUCCCUCAGACUUGGCGCUUCUUUAAGGGGUUUCUGG